Camarhynchus parvulus is the source of this 4887-nucleotide messenger RNA. RefSeq names its product STIL centriolar assembly protein (gene STIL). Gene Ontology annotation, biological process: smoothened signaling pathway; protein localization to centrosome; centrosome duplication. The record is from RefSeq and is a predicted model, not a curated record. The coding region runs from base 321 to 4205 and encodes 1294 amino acids. Gene Ontology annotation, cellular component: centrosome; centriole. The transcript has 17 exons. NCBI's taxonomy places the organism in Eukaryota, Metazoa, Chordata, Aves, Passeriformes, Thraupidae.
CUGCUCCGCUCUCACGGCCGCUGCCCGGCCGAGCCGGGGGCUGCAGCGGGCGGGUUCCACGCUGGGGAGAGGGAGAAGAGGAGCGGGCAGAGCUGCGGCCCUGCCCGGACCCCGUUCGGCCCGGCCCGCAUCUGAGGGGAGUUAAUUAACUGCCGCUGGAAGCAUCCUGGCUGAGUUUCUUGGAGGGCUGCCUUAAAAAUAAAGUUCUUUCCUGGCAAGUUGGAAUGCAGAGGAAGCACCUUUGCUUGGCAAAGUUUCAUGCUUGAGAUAACUACAAAGAGACUUCUUGCUUAUUUGUUAAAAGAUUUCUUCCCAAAAGGAUGGUCCCUUUCAGUUUCCCUCUGUCCAGGUGUGCACUUUGGGACCCAGUCCCCAUGGGCGAUGUCAUUGGCACACACAUCACCUAUUACAGAAACCCCAAAAUAUGUCUGGUGGAGAAAACCUUGCGCCUUGCCUAUCGCCAUGCUAAGCAGAAUGAAAAGAAAUCAUUUUCCUGUUUUCUGCUUGGCACCCUGGCAGUAGAUGAAGAUGGGGAAGGCAUAACGCUGACAGUAGAUCGCUUUGAUCCUGGCCGAGAAGUUGCUGGUGGAUCAGGCAAAAUUCCAACUGCAUCCCUUCCUGGAGACUUCUUGAUUCCAUGUACAGUUAAUGCCUGGGGACCUUGUUCAGAUAAUAUAAUAGUGCACAGUGUUGAAGAUAUCAGCUUGGCUUUCAAGGGUCUGCAGCAGAGUCUGUGCAGUAAAGAAUCUCUGGAUCUUUCUAAACUGCUCACUGUUAGAGCUCACAUUGUUUUCACAGAAAACCUGGAUAAUCUACACUUUAAUUUUUGCUGGGCUUCUCUUACUCUGGCCAAUAUUUUGGAAUACACCCCUGUGAAGUCUGUCCCAAUUAUUCCAACAGCCCUAGCAAGAAAUUUGACCAGUCCUAUGAAUAUUGCACAAGUUCAAGGAACGUACAAGUGUGGCUACCUUACUAUGGACCAAACAAGGAAAUUGCUUUUGCUGCUUGAGUCUGAUCCCAAGGCUUAUGCUCUGCCUUUAGUUGGAGUUUGGCUGAGUGGAGUUACUCAUAUCUAUAGUCCUCAAGUCUGGGCCUGUUGCUUGCGAUAUUUGUUCAGUUCUUCAAUUCAAGAAAGGGUUUUUUCAGAAUCGAGGAGUUUUCUUGUUGUGCUUUAUUCAUUGACACACAAGGAACCAGAGUUUUAUGAAUGUGUUCCAUGCAGUGGGCAGACUGAGCUGGGGUUUCAGAUCCUAACUUGCCAUGAAACAGUUCACCUGUUCAAAAAUGUUGAACCAUCAGACAAGAGCCCUAUCCAGUUUGAGUUGAGUGCAGAAAACCAAAAUGCAGAAACUGAGUUCUUCAGCAGAAUUUGCAAGAAACUUCCAAUUAAAAGUCCUCCCCAAGGCUCUUCACCCAGCAAGUUGUCAGCAAGUGAUCAUGACUCUGGUGUGGAAGAUGAGGAUUUAUCCCCCAGACCAAUUCCAAGUCCUCACCCAGUGAGUCAACAGGUUACCAGAAUUUUUCCUUCAGUGCCAGAGCUGUCACUUAUUUUGGAUGGGAGUUUCAUAGAAUCAGGACAAUCAUCUAAGCCUGUGGGGACUUCAAGUGCUAAAAGUCUGCCCACAGUGCCAAAUCAGCCUAUUAAAAAGAAGUGUUGCAUGAGACCUAUGUGUCAACCCAGCCAGCACUCUGAAGACAGGCAGAACUUUCCUGCUAAUAUGGGAGAUCCCUCUUUGAGACGAUUACCAAAUCCUAUAAACCAGAAAAUUCCACCUUCAAUGCCUUGCAGAGGAAAUCAAGCCCUAUUGCAGCAGCAGGUGCAGUGUAAGAAGGCUUCCCCUCAAUCAAGAAAAAGUUCAGGAUCAUCUUCUCCUUCAACUCCUUGUAGUGGGACUUCCCCAGAUGCAUCUGUGCACCACCCCAGAAAGCCAUUGGAAAAACUUGUAUUAAAUCCUGAGAGUGUCACACCACAGGGAGAGCCUCUGCCUAGGAGAACAUCAGUGUCUGGUUCCAAGCAGCUUCCUGCUGUCACACAGCCAGUCCUCUACAACUCUGCUUUGUCACCACAGAGCUGCAGACAGCCACCAGAUCUGCAGGUGCCAGUUCAAGUGCCACCUUCCUGUCCAGCAUGCAGCUGUCAGUGUCCUGCUUCUCUCCAGUACAAUCCCAUAAACCCAUGGCAAGGAGUUGGGAAAACGAGCCCAAAUCACGGAGCGGAAAUCCAACCGGAGAUGGCUCAGCAAAAUCCUUGUGCAGUGUUCCAUCAAAAUAUUAUUUGCCCAAAUGUUUGCUGCAACCCAGGGUAUGCCACGAGCAGCCCUAUAAAUGUGAGAUAUCCUGGGAAAACAGGGAGCUGCUCUCUUGACAAUGGCUUAUCAGCUGGAAUGAGGAUGGCAUCGAGUGCGAGCCCCUCGAGUGUGCAGUGCUGUGCAGCCCACUCCCAGUGCCUGCACACGCCGGCUCCUGCAGCAGCAUCAGAUAAUGGCAUGAUGGGAUUAUCUCCAGAUGCAUUCCGGCUCCUCACCCAGCAGGACAGGCAACUCAAAUUACUGCAAGCUCAGAUCCAGCGCUUGCUGGAGGCUCAGGCUCGCCAGGAGGGUUCCUCGGAGGCGGCGGUGCAGGCGGAGAAGGCAGGGGAGCUGGUUUCCAUGGAAACUCAGACCUCACCGCCAUCGCACCCCAGGAGAAGCGUGAGCGUUGCCGUGAGCACAGGUGCUAGUUUAUUUUGGAAUACAGACUCAGAAAAACAAGGCAACUCCAUACCACGAGGGAAAAAAGAAGAUGGAGAGAUUUCUAAGGAGGACAUAAACAUUUCAAUUAAUGCUGAACAAGAUGCAAGUAAUACAAGUAUUGCUUCAUCCUUAAGGGCGGUUGACAUGCCCAGCUUUGUAGAGAGUAUUCACCUUGUGGAAGAAGGAGCUAAUCAGAACACUCCCCAAACUGGAAACGUUUCCCAGGCACUUGUUCGUGGCUCAUCCUUGGAAGAAAGUGCCAGUGUGUCUUUACAGAAAGAGCCAUCGGAGGGAGCCAGGAGCCAGGUGGUGGUAACAAGUGAGCAGAGCUCGGAGCCACCCACCCCGCUGCUGCCUCAGCAGCCCUCAGAGGAGCUGAAGCUUUACCAGGACUUACUGGGCCAAGUAAACCACCUCUUAAAGACCUCAGAAGAGCAAGAUCACUUGCCUUUAAAAUCAGGAUUUGUUGUUGAUGAUGGUCCUACAUAUCAGGAUAUUGAUGGUACAGCAGAAGUGGCUUCAGAGACUCACACAGGAGAGGUGGACAAAGAGAGUGUCAUUAGUGCCACACUCAAACAGCUGAGGAGCCUUGGAGUGACAGUGGACUCACCUGGCAGUAUGAAGCAAAAUACACACAAAGUGGACAAUGCCAGCAUCUUGGCGUGCAUAAGCCCUGAAGCAGUGGUGCCUGGGUUAAAUUCCAUGUUACUUGCCAAUGUCAGCAUGUGUCCCAACGUUGUUGAUCUGAGCAUGGAAGCCAACGCCAUAGCCCUGAAGUACCUCAGUGAAAAUCAGUUAUCCCGACUGUCCCUCAGUCACUCAGGCCAGAAUCCUCCCUCAGAUUUCUCCUUCCAAGACAUCCUGCAAACAAAUACGGACAAGAGCAUGGUGGGUCUGAGUUUAAUUUCUCCCAACAACAUGUCCUUUGCAACCAAGAAGUACAUGAAGCGAUAUGGGCUGAUACAGGGCAGUGACAGCAGUGAGGACGAAGAGGAACUGCAGGCUCAAGAUGGCAAUUUUGGCACUGUCAAAAGCAAAAGCAUGCCAGACAAAAACUGUGUCCCUGCAUUGGACAGCUUCAGCCACCAGACUGAAUUACCCAAAAGAGUGGAUGGAAGGCUUCCCAUUCAUCUAAAAAGUCACAACAGAGAGUUGGCUACUAAUGCUUCUCCUCCAGAAUUAAACAGCCCUGUGUUAAGAAACAUUACAAAUGAAAUUUUUCCUCCCAGAACAGAUCAAGCAAAUGAAAACUCACUUCAGUUCCUGAAGGAUUUAAAAUCAAAAACCAGAUUGUUACCUGGGAGGGUUGAAUUCACUGAACAACCUGUCAGGAAAGAUGGAGGAGAUACUCAGGCCUUUCGUGGAAAUCUGCACACUCCAACCCUUGAAAUGUUAAACCAGUCAAACAGCAUCAAUUCUGUUGGCACCAUUCUUGAUGUCAAACAACUCAGGCAAUUACCAAAGCUCUUCUGAACAUCCCUGGAGAUGGCUGCAACCACUGCUUCAAAUCAGAGGGCCCUCUCUGUAAAAGAGUACAGGAAACCACGGAUUGAGCUCUCUUUGAAGAGGUCACUCUGUUGUAGCAGUGUAAAACUUGCAGAACUGAGUUUUCAGCCAGCUCAGGGAGAGGCACCUCAAAGUGCCUGGCUGAGGCAGUGCUGAUCAGCACAGACAUACGUGUGCACUUUUGUUUACAGUUAGGUGUGAUUUUAAAGCAUAUUGAAGGUGAAUCAACCUGAGCCCAAGAUGUACUUUUAAUAUAAUUUUAACAGCGGUGAUUUUUUACUUAAGUGUUCUUUUGUUGACUUUUUAAAAACGGACUUUUCCAUGGUUGUGCCAACUGUGAGCCACUGAUGAUGUGUGUGGCAGAGCAGGGGUAACAGAGCUAAAGCACUAAUUUUUAGAAAUUUGCUGAAAUGGUUGGAUUCCUGUUUGUGGGUUGUGUCUGUGGGGAAGGGAAAUAUACCUUUGGCUUUACUUUGCAUAAAAUUAUUUCAAAUUCAGCCAAAAUGGCACGUGUAACUCUCUGUAUCAUGGAAUCUUUGAAGGAAAUGGGGGAAAACUGGCACUUUUAAGACUUGUAUUUUUUUUUCAUCUCUAUGUUUUCUAUUUAUUUAAAACUACAUACCACUGAUAAAGGUCAAAGUUUCCAUUA